AUUGUUUUUUAACUGUUUCACUCAAAAUCAAAUCUGACAAAUGUAUUUCACAAUAAUUAAAUAUCUAAAUGUUGUAGACAUGACUUGACUGUCUAUUACAAAAACACAUAAUAUUUAUUUCUUACUUGAAUCUUUACAAAUCCUGUCCAAAAAUAUUUGAAUGUUAGGUUAAAGUGAUGGAAUUUUGCAAAUGUGGAUCUUACAGGGUAAAUGAACUGAAACCUGAUAAUAUUGACAUUUUUUCCUUGAAAAAUGAAAAUACGCAAAAUACUUUACAGUUAAUUUUCUUUUUCUCAUCUAAUCAAUUAUUCAAUUCAUCCUAAUUGCAGUUCUACAAGAAGGGAGCCCCCAUCAGUGGCAGACAGAAACACCAGCAACAUUUGGACAUGCAGGCCUGCUGAUUCAGUGGUGGAAAACAGACACCAACUAACAGAGUGUACAACAUUGGAGAACAGAGGCCAACCAAUGACGGAUGCAGCGGUGGACAACAGAGUACAGUCAGUGGAAGAUGCAACGAUGGAGGAUAACAGAGUGCAACCCUAUCCGGAAUGUGACGAUCCUGAACAUUUUGGAACUUUUGAUAGUAAUGUGUCAUUGUACUCCGGUUUCGACAAUGGUCUCCAUACAUCUCCAAAGCACCCUGCACUGUCCCAGACCAAUGACGAUAUUCUGAACAUCCCGGCGGCUUGUCCAAGUGAGCUUGCAGAUGGCUACCCAUCUGGCCAACCUAAGGCAAGUCUACUGAUAGUUUUCUUCAAUGCACAAUAACAUGCAAUUAAGUAAGUACAUACCUAUAUUUAUUUCCCCCUUUUUCCCUGAAGGAUGUCCAAUGCUGCAAUGUUCUGACAAGACAAGCUACUGCUAUUGUGCUGACUGCCAGAGAAAAACACCAUCUUUCACAGAGUGGUGUAAAUGAUGUCUUAGUGGCAAUGCAGCAGUACCAAGCUCUCUUGGUGAAAAAUCUGAGAAGUCAGCUGCAAACAGUCUUCCAGCAACAUCAAGGAAGUGGACUUGAAAAGGAAGCUAUGGAAGUAUUUGACCAGAUCGAGGACCCAUUUGCCUCUGUUUCAACAACGUACAGGCAGGAUAGUGUGAUUAAGGAGAAUUUCAAUUUUGUUGAGUCACAGGAGAUUUCUGUUGGGUAUAAAGCUUGCAUGGUGAAAAAAGGGAGAAAAAGACACCUUGCUACAGUGCCCAAAUGUUUUCAUUAUAUACCCCUUAUCAGAAGUUUGGAACAGUUACUAUCCCAUCCAAAGGUUUUGGCAAUGAUAGAUGAGCCACAGAAAUACAGUGGUGCGUAUUUGUAUGACAUCAGUGAUGGCGAUCUCAUGAAGUCACAUUCUUUAUUUUCUGUUCGACCUUCUGCUUUACAGAUAAUCCUUUACUCUGAUGAAAUUGAAAUUUGCAAUCCACUUGGGUCUCAUGCCUCCAAAAAUAAGUUGCUAAUGUUUUAUUAUACUUUGGGGAAUAUUAAUCCUAAAUAUCGAUCAAAACUAGCUGCCAUUCGCCUACUUGCCAUUGCCAAAAAGAGUGAGCUCUCUGAAUGUGGUGUAGAUGGAAUCUUGGGAAGGUUGCAUGAGGAUUUAGUAAUGCUAUAUGAUGGAGUUACAAUUCAAACAGGGAAUGGUGAACGUGAAAUAUUUGGAGCAUUGGUUUCAAUAUGUGGUGACACUUUGGCUCAGCAUGAGGUUUGUGGAUUUAAAGAGGGUGUUGGUUUUGCUUAUAGUAAAUGCCGGCAGUGUGAAUGUUCAUUUGAGGACAUGCAAAUCCAUUUCGAUGAGGAUAACUUUGAGGGAAGGACAAUAGAGAGACAUGUCCGGCAGUGUAGCAACAUUGAGAAGGCCAGCACAGAAUAUCUCAGAAACAGCUUAAAAACAACAUAUGGUAUCAAUAGAAGAAGCAAGCUGGUAGAUUUCCCAGCCUUUAACUUGAUCCAGCAAACACCCCAAGACAUGAUGCAUAUCAUUCUUGAAGGGAUUGCCCCAUUAGAAAUAAAAUGUGUGAUGAAACAGUUAAUUCUUUUGGGACAACUAGACUUGGAUGUCUUCAAUACUGCAUUAACUGGGUUUCCCUACUCUCCACUUGAUAUUAGAGAUAAACCAAGCCCUAUCGCUUACAGCACAUUGGCCUCCAGUGAUAAUAAGUUGAAGCAGUCCUCAGGGCAAAUGAUUGUACUCCUAAAGAUACUGCCAUUUCUGAUUAAUACAGUCAAAGAUACUGAAUACUAUGCAGUUAUUGUUGAACUCAUAGAGAUUGUUCAAAUAUUGUUUGCUCCUAUUAUUGGUCUACAGACAGUUAACAAGUUGAAAAUACUUAUUGAACAGCACUUAAAACAUGUGAAGAACAUUUUUCCACAUAACAACAUCACACCAAAACAACAUUAUUUGAUUCAUGCUCCAUCACAAAUUAAACUGCUGGGACCAAUGGUUCGUCACAUGUGCAUGAGAUUUGAAUCAAAACACUGCUUUUUCAAACAAUGGGCUUCAAAAGUCAAUUUUAAAAAUGUCUGUAAGUCAUUAAUAAGGCAUAAUCAAAUGUAUGAAUGUUGUCAGAAUGUAAGUAGUUUUGACCACCCCAUUUUUUCAAAUGAGUGUGCAUUGGGACCAACAUCAGAAAUAAGCAAUAUGUCAUACUUAAAAGAAAAAGUGAAGACCUUUCUUGGAAAUGAUGAAAUAAAACAUGCAGUAUCUGUUAAAUGGAUAAUUCUAAAUGGCAACAAAUACAUGCAGGAGAAGUCAUUAAUUGUGAGUGCUGUUAAUUCUAAUGAUUUACCAGAAUUUGGACUUGUGAGAAAUAUCUACAUAAUAAAUUCAUCACUGUAUUGUUUUGAAUUUCAGCAGCACGAUACUAUUUGUUUUGACAGAGAUUUCAUGGCAUAUAAAAUAGAGAUUCCAAACAUGGCACAAGCAACACAACUGAUAUCUGCUGAUAACCUUGUAGACUUCACUCCAUUUUACAGUUUUUCUCACAAAGAUAUGACAUAUGUCACUACAAAAUAUUACCUGGGUGAUGUCAUUGGACUACACAAAGCCUCUCUCUCUCAACCCUAUAGUGCCUAAGUGGCACAUAGGGCUCAUUCCACUUCUACAGAUUGCCACAGUGUUACCACUCUUGGCAGUUGGUUGUUUGGCAUCUUUGUCAUCCUCCAGCAUUCACUUCCAUGGAGUUACAAUCUUUGUUUUCAGACUUGCUUUUAAAAGUUCAGAUUUUGGUUGUGACUUUCAGAUGAGUGUAGAUCAGUGUAUGGUUCUGUUAAUGUGAAAUGUGAAGCUUGUUGUCAGUGUUGACAGUGAAUAAAAACAGAUGAAUUCA
Amphiprion ocellaris (clown anemonefish) is the source of this 3312-nucleotide messenger RNA. RefSeq lists its product as uncharacterized. Bases 930 to 3059 code for a protein of 709 amino acids. The record is from RefSeq and is a predicted model, not a curated record. The transcript has 2 exons. NCBI's taxonomy places the organism in Eukaryota, Metazoa, Chordata, Actinopteri, Pomacentridae.